UUUAUUGUUGGCACUUUGGCAAUAUGUUUACUGUGCCGUUAGUUGCCUCUUUUUUGUUGUGCCAAGCCAAACACGACAUUAAGCAGUGGGCUGCAGGAAAAGAGACAGCAGAGUAUUCAAAAUCAUUGCCUUCUCACUACAUGAUGUAGAAAAUCCGUCUAAUUCUUUCACCUAAUUACCUAGAACCCACAAAACCCCUUUCACCAAUUUUUCAAACUCUUAUUUGCGAACAGUCUUCAACAUGUCGCAGGCACAAUUCCGCAUAGAGACCUCCAGUGAUUUCCACCAAAAACGGAGACCAUUUGGAAGCCACACCACUUUUGUUUCUCAGACUGAUAAUUCAGAACAUGGAAGGUUAACUUACAAUCAAACUCCGUUCAGAAUCAACAAGUCAUGAGCCACUCUUCUCUGAGUCAAUGCAUCAUAGAGCUCAUUUCAGAGUAAAAAAACCAAACUUUCACUUAUUUCAUCGGCAACCCAAUUUCUCAACUGUUACACAAGAAACAAGGCAACAAAAUCAAUAUUCUGAAUCCAUUUCAAAUCCAGAGCAUCAUCCCAUAUAUACCCAUCUUCUAAAAACAUGUUUGAAACAAUGCGGACGAAUCCGGUCCCGCCGAUUGUUCGACGAAAUGCCCCAAAGAAUCGCUUCUGCUUCAAGAGUUUGUAGAAGUGUCCAUGCACAGAGCUUGAUAUUUGGUAUUGGAUCAAGAGGGAAGCUAGGAAAUGCCAUUGUUGAUUUGUAUGCCAAGUGUGGCGAUAUGGACUUCGCAGAGAAGGCGUUCUGCCGCCUUGAGGAAAGAGAUAUUAUGGCUUGGAAUUCUGUUUUGUCAAUGUACUCGAGGCGGGGUUUGUUGGAACAGGUCAUUGGGUCAUUCAGGUCAAUGCAUAACUGUGCGGUCUCACUAAAUCAGUUCACUUACGCAAUUGUAUUAUCAGUUUGUGCUAGAUUGAUGGAAGUUGAGUAUGGGAAACAAAUUCAUUGUAAUGUUAUUAAGGUCGGUUUAGAGUUCAAUUCCUUUUGUGAAGGUUCUCUUGUUGACAUGUAUGCUAAAUGUAAUUGUGUGAUUGAUGCUCGUCGGAUAUUUGAUGGGGCUGCGAACCCCGAUACAGUUUCUUGGACAGGAAUGAUUGCAGGGUAUGGUCGGAUUGGUUUACCUGAAGAGGCACUGAAAAUGUUUGAGGAUAUGCAGGAACUAGGUCGCAUUCCUGACGAGGUGACUUUUGUGACUGUCAUAAGCGCGUGUGUGGAACUAGGAAGGCUUGAAGAUGCAUGCCAUUUGUUUGCCCAGAUGCCUCAUCAUAGUGCUGUUGCAUGGAAUGUGAUGAUUUCAGGUCAUGCCCAGAAAGGUUACAAGAGGGACGCUGUCAGCUUUUUCCAGAAUAUGAGGAAAGCUGGUGUUAAAUCCACGCGAUCCACAUUAGGAAGUGUUUUGAGUGCCAUUGCAAGUUUGGCUAAUCUUGACUAUGGCUUGCAGCUUCAUGCUCUGGCAACCAAACAAGGGUUAGAUUCUAAUGUUUAUGUGGGAAGUUCUUUAAUCAAUAUGUAUGCCAAGUGUCAAGAAGUUGAAGCUUCAAAGAAAGUGUUUGAUCUUCUGGAUGGAAAAAAUAGUGUGCUGUGGAAUGCAAUGCUUGGAGGUUAUGCACAGAAUGGGCAUGCUAGUGAAGUGAUGAAAUUAUUCUCCAAGAUGAGGGAUUCUGGCUUGAAACCUGAUGGAUUUACCUACACUAGCAUUCUCAGUGCAUGUUCUUGCUUGGAGAAUUUAGAAAUGGGGCGCCAGUUGCAUUCCUUUAUUAUUAAGAACAAGCUUGAAACAAAUUUAUUUGUUGGAAAUGCAUUGGUCGAUAUGUAUGCUAAAUCUGGUGCUCUAAAUGAAUCAAGAAAACAAUUUGAGCUCCUGAGCAAUCGAGAUAAUGUUUCUUGGAAUGCAAUUAUUGUUGGGUAUGUUCAAGAAGAAGAAGAGGGUGAGGCUUUCAAACUGUUUCAGAGAAUGUAUUCAGAUGGGAUCUCGCCUGAUGAAGUGUCCUUGGCAAGUAUACUCAGUGCUUGUGCAAAUCUGCGAACUCUUGAACAAGGAAAGAAAAUACAUUGCAUAUCAGUUAAAAAUGGUAUAGAAAACAGCCUUUAUUGUGGAAGCUCUCUUAUUGACAUGUAUGUCAAGGGUAGGGACAUUGGAGCUGCUCAUGAAGUUUUCACUUGCAUGCCUGAGCAGAGUGUGGUUUCCACAAAUGCUCUUAUUGCCGGAUAUGCGCAAAACAAUUUAGAGAAAGCAGUAAAUCUGUUUCAUUUUAUGCUGGCUGAGGGAUUGAAGCCAUCUGAAAUCACUUUUGCAAGUCUUCUGGAUGCGUGUAGUGGACCUUCUAUGUUAAAACUUGGAAAGCAAAUCCAUUGCUUUAUACUUAAGGCAGGCCUUCGAUAUGAUGAUGACUUCUUGGGCAUCUCUCUGUUAGGAAUGUAUUUAAACUCUCAAGAAAUCAAAGAUGCAAGUAUUCUAUUCUCAGAGUUUCCAACUCCAAAGAGUGCAGUAUUAUGGACUGCUAUAAUUUCUGGACAUGCUCAAAAUGAUUUCAGUGAGAUGGCUUUGCAAAUGUAUCGAGAAAUGCGUAGCUAUAAUUCCAUGCCGGACCAAGCAACAUUUGCUAGUGUCCUUAGAGCAUGCUCCAUCUCAGCUUCUCUGGAAGAUGGUAGAGAAAUCCAUUCUCUCAUUUUCCAUACUGGUUUUGACUCAGAUGAGUUAACAGGUAGUGCGCUGGUAGACAUGUAUGCUAAGUGUGGGGAUGUGAAAAGUUCUGCCCAAGUUUUUGCUGAGAUGGAUACUAAAAACGAUGUUAUUUCUUGGAAUUCAAUGAUAGUGGGAUUUGCAAAAAAUGGGUAUGCAGAAGAUGCGCUGAGGGUCUUUGAUGAGAUGAAACAAGCAUUUGUAAGGCCCGAUGUUGUCACAUUCCUUGGUGUUCUUACUGCUUGUAGUCAUGGAGGGAGGGUAUCUCAAGGCCGUCAAAUAUUUGAUAAUAUGGUAAAUCAGUACGGGAUCCAGCCUAGAGUAGAUCACUGUGCCUGCAUGAUUGAUCUUCUUGGCAGAUGGGGCUUUCUCAAUGAAGCAGCAGAUUUCAUUGAGAAACUAAAUUUUGAACCUAAUGAUAUGAUUUGGGCCACAUUUCUUGGUGCUUGCAGAAUUCAUGGGGAUGACACAAGAGGGCAGCAUGCAGCUGAGAAACUCAUUGAAUUGGAACCCCAAAAUUCUUCUCCUUAUGUGCUGCUUUCUAAUAUAUAUGCUGCAUCAGGGAAUUGGGACGGAGUUAAUUCUGUGAGAAAGACAAUGAAAGAAAAAGGUGUGAAAAAGUUCCCUGGAUGUAGCUGGAUUGUAGUGGGACAGAAAACAAAUUUAUUUGUUGCAGGGGAUAAAUUUCAUCCCAGUGCUGGUGAAAUCCAUGCAGUUUUGAAGGAUAUGACAGCAUUGAUGAAAGAUGAAGGGUAUAUUGCUGAAACUGAAUCUUUUAUGCACGACGAAGACUAGGAGGAUGGCUUUUCUCUAGUCAUCAAAGUUAAUGCUUAAGCAGAAAUCAAGCCAUCUACAUAAGAUAAAUUCAUGAAUAGAUGCCAUUUAUACAGACUGGAGGACCCUUUGGCCAAAAGCAAGGGUAUUAAGAACGCCAUACCCAUUUUUUCUAGAUCUAGCUGCGAAGGCCCUCAAAUUUAUUUUUCCUUUUUUCUUCUCUGGGUGCCAUCUUGAGUUUGGAUGGUUUCACAAAACUCAAGUUUUGUCAUUCAAAGUACUGGAGAUUCUAAAACUUUUCCAAAUAUCAUUUUGUUCCAAAGAGUAAAUGUAGUUUUUCCUUAAAUCAUUGGAGAAGAAUCCCAAAGGGAAAUUGUAUUUAUUUCCAUCAUUGAAAUGUUGCAGUUAUUUCUGAAGAAUUCAGUUUUAGACGAAGAAGAAAGAUAGUAAGUUUGCUAUGUGCGGGCACAAAAGCGUUCUUCAGUAAUUCGAGGAUCCUCUUUACCUGAAGUUCAAGAUGGAAACAUAACAUGUAGCUAACAAUUUAUUGAUGUAGAAGAAGUUAUCAGAUUAUACAAUCAAUACCCUCUCAAAGUCACGUAUAUGGCAUGGCAAUUGGGCUUCAAAGGGCAAGCAGUGUGUAUGGGACUUUCUUCGUAAGCUGCUCUAUCAUAUGCUGAUUCUACUGUAUUCAGUUGCUUUUUUUUUUUUUUUAGAUAUUUGAAUUCAUGAUUACUAGUGAACUUCAAUUUCAACAUCAAA
Molecule: messenger RNA, 4253 nt
Organism: Cornus florida
Lineage: Eukaryota; Viridiplantae; Streptophyta; Magnoliopsida; Cornales; Cornaceae
Product: pentatricopeptide repeat-containing protein At3g09040, mitochondrial
Exons: 1
Coding region: 417-3512 (1031 amino acids)
Biological process (GO): RNA modification
Molecular function (GO): RNA binding; protein binding
Source: RefSeq, a predicted model, not a curated record